Chlamydomonas reinhardtii is the source of this 2070-nucleotide messenger RNA. RefSeq lists its product as uncharacterized. The record is from RefSeq and is a predicted model, not a curated record. Gene Ontology annotation, cellular component: membrane. The coding region runs from base 361 to 1539 and encodes 392 amino acids. Lineage: Eukaryota; Viridiplantae; Chlorophyta; Chlorophyceae; Chlamydomonadales; Chlamydomonadaceae. The transcript is spliced from 11 exons.
UCGGCUUCAACUGGUCGGACGAGUCUUGGCCUUUCCAAACUGGGCGUCCGCGAGCGUCCAAUCCAUGAGAAAACGCUAUUGAUAGCUUACAAAGCAUUCAGACUUUGUUUCAUUUUGGCGCGGUCCUGGAGUGCAGCUGCAGACAGCGGAAGCCUUUUGCAAGUAGCUUGGGCCUCUACUGUUUAUAUCUGCUAUACUUGAUACUUGUGUUACAUACUCGCACCCUCAGCCACGUCUGAAGAGACAAUCGUGACCACAACAGCCCAGGCGCCUUACCAGCCGGUGGCACUCAGAGCGUGGACGACUUGCCGCGGGUAGCAGGUAGCAGGUAGCGGACUCAGCAGGCAGGCAGCGGGCAGCAUGUGCCGGGCGUUGUUCUGCUGCAAUGCCUGGGACGUGGGCUUGAGAACUCGGUUCACAGCAGCCAAAUGGUUCUACUGCGUUGGAUUUUCGGCGACAGCUAUCGCGGUGUGGUGUCUGAGGGACUACGGCGGCGGCUUCAUGGCCAACAACAUCAGCUCGUUCAGUGACUGCCUGUCGGCUGACAACCAAGACGCCGUCGAGGAGUGCGCGGGCCAGCAGGUGGCUCUGCGUGUGUCUCUGGCGAACCUGGUGUUCUUCGGGGCACACCUCCUGGCUUGCGUUGCCCUGACGAGGGUGGAGGACGUGCGGGUGAACCUACACGCAGGGCUGUGGGUGUGGCAGGUGCUGUCCUGGCUGGGCCUGCUGGUCGGCUUCAUGUGGUUGCCCAGCUCCAUCUUGUACGGCUACGGCCAGUUUAGCCGCUACGCCAGUGGGCUGUUCCUGGUGCUGCAGCUCAUACUGCUGGUCAACUUCGUGUACGAGAUCAACGAAUGGCUUGUGGAUACGGACAACAAGGCGGCCUGGGCGGUGCUCAUUAGCGGGGCAGUGGCGGCCUUCUGCCUGGGACUGGUCCUCACCGGCAUAGACUACCACUUCUAUGCGCCCCGCGCAUCAUGCUCCCUAAACAUCUUCUUCGUGACGUGGAACCUCAUCAUUGGUCUGGCGCUGGUGGGCGUCCUGUUCAUCCCUGGCCGGGCGGCCUCCGCGGGCCUGCUCACCAGCGGCUGCGUGUGGCUCUACUGCUCCUACCUCAUCUACUCAGCGCUGGCGUCCGAGCCCGUGCCCAGCGACUGCGCCCGGUCCGGCGGCGUGAGCGCGGGCUGGGUGGGUGUGGUCGCGUUCUUCAUCGCUCUGGCUGCAGUCAUGUACUCCACCUACUCGGCAGGUAUCUCCAGCAAGGACAUGUUCGGGGUCAAGGGCGGCGACGAGGCGGAGCUGCCCUACCGCCCAGACUUCUUCCACGUGGUGUUCUGCACGAGCUCCGCCUACAUCGCCAUGCUGUUCACCAACUGGCAGGUGUCACACUUCUCGCCCGGCUUCACGCCCGACACGCGCUCCUCCUGGGGCUCCACCUGGGUCAAGGUGGCCAGCAGCUGGGCGUGUGCGCUGCUGUACGGCUGGUCGGUGGUGGCGCCGGCCAUACUCAAGAAUCGGGACUUUGGGCCGUCGGUGUGAGCAGGGGCAUGCGCGCUAGGAUUUGGUGUAGACGGCAGGAGCGGAUUUAGCAACUCCAGGCAACUCAAUAGGCAGGAGGCCUUGAAUGCACCAUAGAGUGACCCAAUGGCCGGUGCUCACUACGUAUCGUGAGUAGCAUGGCUAAGGAACAUGGCAAUUGAAUGAAUUGAUGGCGAUGCCUUAGGUCUACCCUCGGGUGGAACUCAAUACCCACUGCAGCCGGCAUUCAUAGUCGGCUAGCUGGAUUCCGGUGUCCUGGCGUAACAAUCUAGGGCGCCAUAAGCAGGCGAUAGCAUUACAGCAGAUACACGCAGGCGGUGCAUUUGAUAGCUCUGGGUUGAGUCUGGUAUCUAGACGGGUACGCGAUGGUGACAUCGUGCUUUUGCUUCCCGUCGAGCUGUAACCACGAGGCUGCUGUCCUGCUGUCUGUGUCGCUGCCGCUGUGCCCGCAUCGCGACCACCUACUGACCUACCGCCAUCAGUCCUGAGAUUUCACAGCUGGCGACAUUCCAACUGUAACGUGCACUACCG